AUGUAUAACUCUCACACAGGGAAACAUUCAUCACAUAAAUCACCCAUAUGGAAAAAUCUACAAGGCACUCCUAGACAACCAACAAAUGUAGAGUGUGGCUAUUACGUGAUGCGUUUCAUGAGAGAUAUAAUUCAUGAUCCAACCCUAGUCUUUGAGAAGAAGUUUGACAAGAAAAAGAAACCAGUUAUGUAUACUCAAGAACAUAUUGACGAAGUCAGGCUGGAAUGGGGAGAAUUCGUGAACAAGCAAUUACAAAACAAUAAUUGA
This is a messenger RNA of Prunus armeniaca (apricot), 267 nucleotides long. The record is from the annotation of a GenBank genome assembly. Lineage: Eukaryota; Viridiplantae; Streptophyta; Magnoliopsida; Rosales; Rosaceae.